This is a messenger RNA of Danio rerio (zebrafish), 6613 nucleotides long. The record is from RefSeq and is a predicted model, not a curated record. Lineage: Eukaryota; Metazoa; Chordata; Actinopteri; Cypriniformes; Danionidae.
UUUUUCUCUCUCCGUUUUUUCUUCAUCCAGCGGUGUCUUACAUCAGCUUACAGUGCCUGAAUGUGCGACUUAAAGGAGAACUUCGGAUAGAGAGAUAGGUUUGUUUUUAACGUCCUAGUCACACAUUCAUAACUUGGAAUUAAGAGAACUCUGGACAAAUGGUUUGAAAAAAACAGCGCAAGCAGAAUGAACGUCCCGUCUCCGACUGAGAUGAAGCAGCUUUGGAAGAUGCACUUUCCACUGCUGAUCCUCCUUUACCUAUCAGGAGCUGUCCAGUCUCAAGUAAACCCAGGUGUGUGUCGGUCCCCAUUAGGCAUGUCCAGGGGGCAGAUUUUAGAUGAAGAUAUAUCAGCUUCAAGUCAGUGGUCAGAAUCCACCGCAGCAAAAUAUGGCAGACUGGACUGUGAGGAGGGCGAUGGAGCUUGGUGUCCUGAGAUCCCAGCAGAACCAGAGAACAUGAAGGAGUUCCUUCAGAUCGACCUGCGCUCUCUGCAUUUCAUCACUCUGGUGGGCACUCAGGGGCGACACGCAGGCGGCAUCGGCAAUGAAUUCGCCCAGACGUACAAGAUUAAAUACAGCCGUGACGGAAGUCGCUGGAUCUCCUGGAGGAACCGACAGGGCAAAGAGGUGAUUGAGGGAAACAGAAAUGCCUAUGACAUCGUGUUGAAGGACCUGGAGCCGCCCAUCAUUGCCCGUUUCGUCCGAUUCAUGCCCGUCAUUGAUCACUCUAUGAAUGUGUGUAUGCGUGUGGAACUGUACGGCUGUGAGUGGCUGGAUGGACUGGUUUCAUAUAAUUCCCCACUCGGCCAGCAGAUGAGUCUGAAUGGACAACAUAUUUAUCUUAAUGACUCUGUGUAUGAUGGAGCCAUGAGUUACAGUAUGACAGAAGGACUUGGACAACUGACGGAUGGCAUGUGCGGCCUGGAUGACUUCACUCUCAGUCACGUCUACAACGUUUGGCCUGGUUAUGACUACGUCGGCUGGACCAAUGAGAGCUUUCCCAACGGUUAUGUUGAGAUCAUGUUUGAGUUUGACCGCACCCGCAACUUCACCACCAUGAAGGUGCACUGCAACAACAUGUUCUCCCGAAGAGUGAAGACCUUUCAGAAGGUGGUGUGUUAUUUCCGCUCAGAGCUGGAUUGGGAGGCGACGCCUGUAUCAUUCAGCCCGGUGAUGGAUGAUGUGAACCCCAGUGCUCGAUUCGUCACCGUCUCGCUCUAUAACCACAUGGCCAGUGCUAUUAAGUGCCAGUACUACUUUUCUGACAUCUGGAUGAUGUUCAGUGAAAUCACCUUUCAGUCAGAUACAGCCAUGUACAACACAACUCUGACUCCCCCCAGGACCGACCCUCCUCUCACCAACCAGCCAGGGGAUGACCCUACACACAAAGUAGAUGACAGCAAUACCCGGAUCCUAAUUGGCUGCCUUGUUGCAAUCAUUUUUAUUUUAGUGGCAAUUAUUGUUAUUAUACUAUGGCGACAAGUCUGGCAAAAGAUGCUCGAGAAGGUGUCUCGGAGGAUGCUGGACGAUGAACUAACUGCUAGUCUGUCAAUACAGAGUGAGACCUUCACCUAUAACAACAACAACAGCCCGUCCUCAGUGCCCAGUGAGCAGGAGUCCAGCUCCACCUACGAGCGUAUAUUCCCUCUGGGCCCCGACUACCAAGAGCCCUCACGGCUGGUUCGUAAACUGCCUGAGUUUUCCCAAACAUCCGAGGAUACCGCAUCAACAAUUACAGCUUCCAAGACCCCUUCAGUCAAUGUCCAAGAGGGCGUCCCACAUUACGCAGAGGCAGACAUUGUUAACCUGCAGGGCGUCACAGGGGGAAACACAUACGCUGUACCUGCUCUUACUAUGGACCUACUGUCAGGGAAAGACGUCGCUGUGGAGGAGUUUUCUCGCAAACUGCUUACCUUUAAAGAAAAGUUGGGAGAAGGGCAGUUCGGAGAGGUGCAUUUAUGUGAAGCAGAAGGCAUGCAAGACUUCAUGGAUAAGGACUUCUCCUUCGAUGUCACUGAAAACCAAACAGUGCUUGUAGCUGUUAAAAUGCUUCGAGCAGAUGCAAAUAAAAAUGCCAGGAAUGAUUUCUUAAAGGAGAUAAAAAUCAUGUCCCGUUUGAAAGACCCAAACAUCAUCAGGCUGCUGGCGGUGUGCAUGAGCUCUGAUCCUCUGUGUAUGAUCACCGAGUACAUGGAGAACGGAGAUCUUAAUCAGUUCCUGUCCCGCCAUGAGCCCGAGGGCAUGAUCGCUCUACUCAGCAAUGCCCCAACAGUCAGCUACAGCAACCUGCACCACAUGGCCAGCCAGAUCGCCUCAGGCAUGAAGUACCUGUCUUCACUCAACUUCGUACAUCGAGACUUGGCCACCCGUAACUGCCUAGUGGGAAAGAACUUUACCAUCAAGAUUGCAGACUUUGGGAUGAGCAGAAACCUGUAUAGCGGAGACUAUUAUCGUAUCCAAGGCAGAGCGGUGCUGCCCAUCCGCUGGAUGUCCUGGGAAAGCAUUCUUUUGGGGAAAUUCACCACAUCCAGUGACGUGUGGGCUUUUGGUGUGACGCUUUGGGAGAUGCUUACCUUCUGCAAAGAGCAGCCUUAUUCACAGCUCUCAGACGAGCAGGUCAUUGAAAACACAGGGGAGUUCUUUCGGGAUCAGAGGAGACAGAUAUACCUGCCGCAGCCACCGAUGUGUCCUGACCCCGUCUACAAGCUCAUGUUGAGCUGCUGGCACAGGAACACCAAAGAGCGUCCAUCCUUCCAGGAGAUUCAUCACACGCUACUGGAGUGCAAGCCCUAGUGUCCACAUGCAUGCCAACUUUGGUACUGACUAAAGACUUUUCAGUGCGCCCACAGGACUCCAGUCAUCACGCACUUAUAUAUUCCCAUAUAUAGGAAGUCACAUCAGAAGCUCAUUAUUAUUUUUUUUCCUGUAGCAAUCUUCACUGUGAGUGUGCAAAAGCAAACUGAUAUAUAUAUAUAUAUAUAUAUAUAUAUUUUGUGAUGAAAUAUUUUUUCACUAUAACCCCCUAAAACCAAGAGCUUUCGAUUGGCAUACAAUACCAGGGCAGCACUAGGCCAAAAAAAAAAUGUAGCACAGAAAUUUAGGCACCUUCAACACUGAAGAAUUAGAUGUUUUAAAUAAAUCUUCUCUAAUUAAAAUAUCUAUUUUUGAUAGAUAGAAAACAAGGUGUAAAACGCCUCUUGUAAUUUCCCGUUUAAUGUUGUUUUCAGUAUUUAGAGGCCGAAGACAGCUUGAAUGUAUAUAAGAAUCAAUAAUUGACAUUCAGAUUUUAUCCUGAUGUCUCUUGACAUUUAUGUAUAUGUUCAUCUCGUUUAUUUUAAAUGCUUAAAUAUUUUGAUAUUAUUAUUUUCUCUCUCUUUGUUGUGACAGCAAAAGAUCACUUUCAACCAGGUGGAUAUAAAGGGAGUCAAAUAAAUUUGAGUCAAGUUCUAAUAAAAUUGUAAAUGUAAAAUUUAUAUUAGUAUUAUCCUGCAACUACCUAUAUAUAGUGUUUAUAUUUAAGUGUACUUCAUUAUUCACCUUUUAAAGCGUUAUAAUGUCUAAAGUCUGUUGUAGCGGUGAACAUAGUGUUUAUUUAAAUCCAUUUCAUUUUAUUUACGCAAGUUUUGCAUCAUGAAACAAACAUUUGAAUAGCUCUAAUUAUUUUGCAGGAACAAUUACAAGUUACAAUAUUUGCAUGAAGCUGGAUGAAUAUAUAGUAACAUUACUUAUUACUAAUUAUUACUUAUUUCAUUACACUUGUCCUGUCUUCAUCUAAUCUUAAUGUAGGGGCAGUGAAUAUGCUUAUUAUUACCUGUUUAAUUGUGUUUAUCUGUAAAAAAGAAGAUGAAGAUGAUGAUGAAAAUAAGCUUAUUUUAAAGCUUAUCGUCAUUCUUGUAUGUCGGACUAUAUUCUAGGUCAGUGUUUCUCAAUUAUGUUCCUGGAGGACCACCAGUUCUGCACAUUUUUCAUGUGUCCUUAACCAAGCACACCUGAUUCAGAUCAUCAGUUCAUUAGCAGAGACUGAAAGACCUGUAAUGGGUGUAACAGGCAAAGGAGACAUCCAAAUGCCUCCAGGAGCGUGGUUGGGAAACACUGUUCUAGGUGGUGCUGAAUUGCUAAAAUGUUGGAUAAAUACUGGAUUUGUUUUGAAUAGAUGCACUAUGAUGGUUUACAGUAAGUUAUGAUGUGUUUUUGCAUGUGCUGCAACAGGACACUCGGAUAUCUGUUUAGUGAUUAACCUGUAUAAUUGUAAAUCAAGUUUUGUAAGAUUGUAAAUCAUGGUCAUUGUAUAUAUAACCAUGAUAUUGAAAAUCUUUGCACCUUUGGGUUGUUUGAAAUAUCUGGUAGUCUAUAAGAAGCAUUUAGGUUGUGGGUUUAAAAGUGGCUUUACUUAAUGUAUAUACAUACCUGACAUGACUGAAGAAGUUGCAUUAUAGAUAUUGUUUUUUUUUUCUGCACUAUUGUAGUUUUCUCAACACGUUUAUACAACUUUUAUUCUUCAUGCCAUGUCAUACACAAAGCAGCAAUAGGCAUUUUUAGUGUGGGCUAUAGGGAUUUUAGAUUGUUUACAAAAACCUUGAAAUAUUCAGCAUUCCACUACAUAAUUGUUGUUUUUCGACAGUGUCUAAACUGACAAUUAUGGUGAAUGAAACCUGCAAAAACAAUAGAUAAAUAAACAUAUAUAAAUAAAUAAAUCCAUAAAUUCCUGCAUAAAUACAACAAUAAAUAAGUAAAUAUGCAAAUAAAUGAAUAAAUGUAUAUAUUAAAUCCUCAAAUUCCUGCAUAAAUAAAUAUAUAUAUAAUUAAUAGUGUGGGCGGGUAUAUAAUUAAAGAAAUUUCACGAAUAUUGGGGCAAUACAGUAAACUGCUGAAACUUUCAAUGCUAAACUGAAAGUUGAUCCCCCUUUUCAAAUGUUUAUUCAAUCUUGAACGUAAUUUCGCAUUCCCUUUACUCAGGUCAACAUGUUAAUGAGAGUAUGUCUGUUAAUCGUCAGAAGCCAGUCAAAAAAAUCGAAUGCAAAUUUUUUUUUACUAUCAAACCAGUGCUUAAUUUGUGAAUCACGAGGUCCCGGAACAGAUCGCGGUAACGGAUCCAGCAUACUACCCGAGGAUGUACAGGUGUCACGCAUAAAAGUAUAGGGGCGGGGGUUGGUUGUCGCGGAUGAAAGUAAAGAGGGUUGAGUAUUCGCAGAACAAAGUGAAAAUGAACAGCGGAUAAGGAGGGCGGAUGAGUAGGGGGACCGGUAAAAUGAGGUGCCUGAUCAGAUUUCAGAGUGUGUUCCGGCACAAAUUAAGCCCUGGAUCAACCAAUCAUGGCAUAAAGGCCGCCUUUUGAUGACUGAACAGACAUGGUCACAAUCACAAGCAAUCUAAUCCAUCUAUAUUGCUGGUAAACACGCAGAUUACUUAAGAAAUACAAAUCCACUGUUACAUGGACAACAUAUCCAGUCAUGCACCACACACACACACACCUGUUCCAGAUCAUGAUUAAUUACACUCACAAAGUUGCUCAAAGACUGAUUACAAGGACUAUUUAAACAGCACUCACAUCAGCGUUCACAUCAGCACUGUCAUACUCUAUUGUGAACAUUACGACGCAUUUUCCUUGCCCUGCCUUUGACCCUUACCUUGUUUGUUUGUUUACAUUGCCUGCUGCCUGCCUGUACUGACCAUUCGCCUGAUAUUUGACUACGACUCUGGAUUGGCUGCAUACAUCUGUUUGCCCCUAUGUUGAUCUUAUUAUAUAUUAACCUAUGUUGAUCUUAACCUACAUUUGGAUCCGCACCUCCUUUGUUAGCAUCCACUACACAUUACAACACCCUCUCAUUAGCAUGUUUAACUGAGGAAAAGCAAAUACGAAACUACGUUCAAGAAUGAAUAAACAUUUAAAUGGGGGUAAACUUUUAGUUUAGCAUUUUCUUUUUGCCCCAAUAUUUAUGUAAUUUCUUUAAUAAUUUACCUGUCUGCACUAUCAAUUAUUUAUAUAUUUAUGCAGGAAUUUGUGGAUUAUAUAUACACAUUUAAUUAUUUAUGUGCAUUUUAUUUAUGUAUUUUGUUAUUUAUGCAGGAAUUUAUGGAUUUAUUUACUCAUUUAUUUAUAUAUUUGUGUGUUCAUUUAUUUAUUGUUUUUGCAGGUUUUAUCCUUCAUAGACAAUGUCUUAUUACAAUGAAAAGGAAAAACUGGAGUUUGUUUUUUAUUCAUAGCAAAAUAUCCUGCAUUUUAAUGUUUUUGUGAAGCUCAUAUCCUUUUUAAUUCAAGCUUUGUGCUGUUUUCUUUUAAUAGCAGUCAUUAUUAACACUAAUAGCUUUUGUAUAUGUUAGGAAACUGUACAUAAGAUAAUAAAUUGAUGAAUAUUCAAAUGUUGUCAAGCCGUUUUAUGAUACAGUAAUAAAAUGUGCAUUUGGAUGAAAGCAUACAUGAAUUAAACAUUUGUGUGUAACUUAGAAUAUUGUUCAUUGCAAGUGUUGGUUAUUCUUAUUAAUUGUUGUUAAAUAUCCUACAUUUUGAAUCUCCUGUCAUUUCUAAGUCAAUAGCUCUCCUAUUUUCACUAAUACCCUUUUCUAUUGUAUAGGAUUAUGUAGCUACAUCAGAUAAUAAAUUGAUUAUCUUUAA